Neurospora tetraspora is the source of this 1899-nucleotide messenger RNA. Its product is annotated as MFS general substrate transporter. The transcript is spliced from 3 exons. The record is from RefSeq and is a predicted model, not a curated record. Gene Ontology annotation, biological process: transmembrane transport. Gene Ontology annotation, molecular function: transmembrane transporter activity. Lineage: Eukaryota; Fungi; Ascomycota; Sordariomycetes; Sordariales; Sordariaceae. The coding region runs from base 1 to 1605 and encodes 534 amino acids.
AUGACAAACGACGAGACAGAUUUCCACCGAAAUGUACCCGAGGAUUCAAAGGACCGAAACCCUCAAAAGCGAGAUGUCAUGCCCGCCGGGGACAUCGCCCCAACCGCCGACCCCGAAAUCUCCGAGGUCACUACGCUCAUAGACGAGCCAUCGAGCAGCAGCAGCAAUGAGGUCGACCCGGACGAUAAGCCUCUCCCCGUGGCUCAAAUUCUUGUGUUAUGCUACGCACGAUGGGUCGAGCCCGUGGCCUUCUUCUCCAUCUUCCCCUACAUCAACAAGAUGGCGCAAGAGAACGGCAACCUGGCAGACGCCGACGUCGGUUUCUACAGCGGCCUGAUCGAGUCGCUGUUCUCCUUGACGCAGAUGGCUGUCAUGAUCCUGUGGGGAAGGGCAGCGGAUCGCUUCGGGAGGAAACCGGUGCUGGUGUUCUCUCUGAUGGGGGUCACUCUUGCGACAGCCCUGUUUGGCAUGGCCAAGACCAUCUCGCAGAUGAUUCUGUUUCGGUGUCUGGCGGGUGUCUUUGCGGGGACCAUCGUGACGAUCCGGACCAUGAUUUCCGAGCACAGCACCGCCAAAACACAGGCUCGGGCAUUCAGCUGGUUUGCCUUUACCGGAAACCUGGGGAUUCUCUUUGGGGGGGCGCUGGCGGAUCCUGCCGGGCAGUACCCUGGGCUCUUUGGCAACAUCCAGUUCUUCAAAGACUAUCCUUAUGCAUUGCCUAGUUUUGUUGUGGGUGGCAUCGCCGUUACUGCGGUAUUGGUUACUGCUUUCCUUGCUGAGGAGACGCUGAAGAAGGACAUAUUUGGCGGCGGCAGCGAUACCGAGGAGUCUGGUGCCCCGGCCAAACCUGCGUCCAUGACUACUUGGGAUCUUUUGAAGUCCCCGGGUGUGCCCAUUGUUCUCUACACUUACGGUCAUAUUAUGCUGUUGGCCUUCUCCUAUACAGCAAUUGUGCCCGUCUAUUGGUUCACUCGCAUUGACCUCGGAGGCCUUGGGUUUACGCCUUUGCAGAUCUCGCUCCUGCUGGGCCUCAACGGCCUGGCACAGGCGAUUUGGAUCCUGCUCGUCUUCCCUCCCCUCCAGCACCGCAUCGGCACCAAUGGCGUCCUGCGGGUAUGCGCGAUCGCGUAUCCGUUCUUCUUUGCCGUAUGCCCCUUUUUCAGUGUCCUUUUGCGCUACGGUGGCUCGACGGGCGAGACUAUCUUCUGGUUCAUCACUCCGGUCCUGCUGUGUCUCGGAUGCGGCGUUAGCAUGUCCUUUACAGCUAUCCAGCUCGCUCUCAACGAUGCCUCGCCCAGCCCCGUCACCCUCGGGACGCUGAACGCGUUGGCUCUGUCGCUUGUUAGCGGUGUACGAUCCUUCUCGCCGGCUUUGUUUGCUAGUCUCUUUGCUAUCAGCGCUCGUACACAGUGGCUAUGGGGUUAUGCUAUCUGGGUCUUGAUGGUGCUGCUGGCGUUGGGCUACACUGUUGUCAGCAGGUAUAUGCCGGAUUAUGAUGAGUUGAGGAGACAAAGGGAGAGACGAGAACUGGAUGAGGAUGGCUUGUUGAAUGUUGGAGGCUUGACCGGAGUUACGAUAGCUGGCGCGGAGGCUUAUACUGAAUAAGGACAUUGUGUUGCUUCAAGAUCCAACCAAGGGCAAUCACGGUUAGAAGGCAAGGAUGGGAAGUGUGAGGCACUGCAAAAUCGUGGAAUUACCUUUUGGCAUAAGGAAAAGAGUCAGCUUGUAAGCACAGGUAUAGAAUUGUUAUAGACUAUCAGAGCGCUUGACUUCUCACCCAUCUUCACCUGGGAAGCAAUUGUGUCGUGGUGUAGCAGUUAAGUAGCUCGAGUAGUUAGGGGCAUACUGUGCAGAUUCUCCGUGCACUUUCUGUCAACGCACCGUGGCCGAUCACGUCAC